CCGGGGCCCGCCGCGAACUCUUGACAAUUCUGAAGAGAUGAAACUCUCCGAAAGAUGGAGGCGGCGAAGGACUCGGGAAGACGGCUGCGAUCGAUUGGGCGACGGCUGUACGACGAGGACGAAGACCUUUCCGACGUGGAGGAGAUUGUCAGCAUCAGGGGGUUCAAUCUGGAAGAGAAACUAAGGAGCAAAAUGUACCGCGGGGAUUUCGUCCGGCCCAUGGAAGGGAAAGACUUCACUUUUGAGUACGUGCAGCGAGAAGCCCUCCGAGUCCCCCUCGUCUUCCGAAGUAAGGAUGGACUGGGAAUUAAGAUGCCAGACUCAGAUUUCACCGUGCGAGAUGUGAAACUGCUUGUGGGGAGCCGUCGGAUCGUGGAUGUGAUGGAUGUGAACACGCAAAAGGGCAUUGAGAUGAGCAUGUCCCAGUUUGUGCGCUAUUACGAAACACCGGAGGCUGAACGUGAGAAACUCUACAACGUGAUCAGCCUGGAAUUCAGCCACACAAAGUUGGCAAGCAUCGUCAAGCGCCCCAAUGUGGUGGACUUAGUCGAUUGGGUGGACAACAUGUGGCCCCGCCAUCUGAAGGAAAGACAGACCGAUGCCACCAAUGCGAUUUCGGAGAUGAAAUAUCCCAAAGUUAAAAAGUAUUGCCUGAUGAGCGUGAAAGGGUGCUUCACAGAUUUUCACAUUGAUUUCGGGGGCACUUCAGUUUGGUAUCAUGUUUUUCGAGGAGGGAAGAUCUUCUGGUUGAUCCCUCCCACGUUGCAGAACCUAGAACUCUAUGAGGAGUGGGUUCUCUCGGGGAAGCAAAGCGAUAUAUUUCUGGGAGACAGGGUGGAGCGAUGCCAAAGAAUUGAGCUGAAACAAGGGCACACUUUCUUCAUUCCUUCAGGGUGGAUACAUGCCGUUUAUACUCCAGUAGAUUCCCUGGUGUUUGGCGGAAACAUCCUGCACAGCUUUAAUGUUCCCAUGCAGCUUCGCAUCUAUGAGAUCGAAGACAGAACAAAGGUGCAAGCCAAGUUCCGUUACCCUUUCUACUAUGAGAUGUGCUGGUAUGUUCUGGAGAGAUACGUGUCUUGCGUGACCCAGCGCUCCCACCUCAGCAAAGAGUACCUGAGAGAAUCCAUGUUAAUUGAUGCAACAAGGAAACGCAGCUUAGAUAGCUUCUCUUCGGAUUCUUGGGUAGACAUGGAUGAAGAAUUGUGUGACGUUCGUGCUCGGGAAGAGAAGGAUGACAACUUGGAAAAAACCCCUAAGCCCUCCGCUGAUGGUUCCUCCUCUCCCAACAGCACACACUCAGAAGGGAAGGAGAUUUUGGGGAAGAAGCCGAAAUCUGCUGCCACCAGGUACCUCAAAAGAACUUUGUCCAAUGAGUCGGAUGAGAGCGUAAAGUCAGCUCCAGCAGAGUAUCCCAAAACGCCCACGGGGUCGCCAGCCACAGAGGUCUCGGCCAAAUGGACUCACCUUACGGAGUUUGAACUGAAAGGGUUGAAAGCCCUCGUUGAAAAGCUGGAAUCUCUCCCAGAGAAUAAGAAAUGCAUCCCGGAAGGCAUAGAAGAUCCUCAGGCUUUGCUAGAGGAUAUGAAGAACAUCUUGAAAGAACACACUGACGACGACCAAAACCUUGCUAUUUCUGGGGUCCCUGUGGUAUCCUGGCCGAAGAAAAAUGCAAAGAACCGAGCUGUCGGCAGGCCGAAGGGGAAGCUGGGACCUGCUUCUGCUGUGAAGCUUGCAGCGAACCGGACGACCGCGGGGGCUCGCCGGAGGAGGACGCGAUGUCGCAAGUGCGAGGCCUGCCUGCGCACCGAAUGCGGCGAGUGUCACUUCUGCAAGGACAUGAAGAAGUUUGGCGGUCCAGGCCGAAUGAAGCAGUCCUGUAUCAUGAGGCAGUGCAUCGCGCCGGUGUUGCCGCACACGGCCGUGUGCUUGGUCUGCGGAGAAGCUGGGAAGGAGGAUACUGUGGAAGAGGAGGAGGGCAAGUUCAACCUCAUGCUCAUGGAGUGCUCCAUCUGCAAUGAAAUCAUCCACCCUGGAUGCCUUAAGGUGCGGGAGUCGGACGGUGUGGUCAACGACGAGCUGCCAAACUGCUGGGAGUGUCCUAAAUGCAGCCACGCCGGGAAAACGGGGAAAGCGUACAAGCAAAAGCGCGGACCGGGGUUCAAGUACGCGUCCAACCUCCCCGGCUCGCUGCUGAAAGAGCAGAAGAUCAACCGGGAGAACAAAGAGGUCGUCCCCGAUGCCGCCAAGCGCAAAGCGGAGUGCGAGGAGCCCCCCCGGAAGAAGUCGGACGAGCACCCCAAAAAGCCCCCCCUGGACCCCUUGCUGAGGCGGAAGUCGGAAGACGUCCACCUGCGGCGGAAAAGGAAGUUCGAGAAGCCUCAGGAGCCCACCAUGAGGAAACGGCUAAAACUAGGCAAAGAAGAGAAGCUGUUUAGGAAAAAGAGGCGGUCUUGGAAGGCGACAGACGACCGAACGGCCCCGGUGAAGCCUCUGCGGUGUUUCAAGCAAGAGCCGGAGGAGGGCCUCCUGGAGGAGCCCCCAAAGAGCAAGGAGAGCGACCAGUCCCGCUCGAGCUCCCCCAUGGCCGGACCCAGCUCGGAGGGGGCGGAGUCUCGCAGCGACAAGAAGAAGUUCAGGAUCCGGCGGAAAAAACGCGUCUCGAACAAGGAGCUCAGCAAAGAGCUCAGCAAAGAACUCAACCAGGAGAUCCAAAAGACCGAGAACAGCCUCGCCAAUGAGAACCACCAGCCCAUUAAGUCGGAGCCGGAGAGCGAGAACGAGGAGCCCAAGCGGCUCUGCCCCGAGCGGCCCCACCGCUUCGGCAAGGGCUUGAACGGGACACCCCGGCACCAGCUCCUGCCCAGCCUGCGCAGCAGCACUCCCCGGGUGAUCGCGCGGCCUCCCCCUUCCCUGUCGCCACCCAAGUGCAUGCAGAUGGAGCGCCACGUCAUCCGGCCGCCCCCCAUCAGCCCCCCUCCAGACUCGCUUCCCCUGGAUGACGGGGCCGCCCACGUGAUGCAGCGGGAAGUCUGGAUGGCUGUCUUCAGCUACCUCAGCCGCAGCGAACUCUGCGUCUGCAUGAGGGUUUGCAGGACUUGGAACCGAUGGUGCUGCGAUAAGAGACUGUGGACCAAAAUAGAUCUCAACCAUUGUAAAUCCAUCACCCCCCUUAUGCUCAGCGGUAUUAUUAGGAGGCAGCCGGUCAAACUUGAUCUGAGCUGGACAAACAUAUCCAAAAAGCAGCUGAGCUGGCUCAUCAACAGGCUCCCAGGUCUGCGGGAUCUGGUGCUGGCAGGGUGCUCGUGGAUCGCGGUGUCUGCUCUUUGCAGUUCCAGUUGUCCCCUCCUCCGAACUCUGGAUGUCCAGUGGGUAGAAGGCUUAAAAGAUGCACAAAUGAGAGAUCUUUUGUCGCCACCAACUGACAACAGGCCAGGCCAAAUUGACAACCGGAGCAAACUGCGCAACAUUGUGGAGCUGCGUCUGUCCGGCUUGGACAUCACAGAUGCCUCCCUGCGCCUCAUCAUCCGGCACAUGCCACUGCUGGCCAGGCUGGACCUCAGCUACUGCAACCACAUGACAGACCAGUCCGUCAACCUGCUGACCGCUGUGGGCACCACCACGCGGGAUUCCAUCACGGAAGUCGUCUUGCAAGACUGCAAUCAGGUGACCGGCCAGUGCCUCUCCUAUUUCAAGCGCUGCGGGAGCAUCUGCCGGAUUGACCUGAGGUACUGCAAGCAAGUCUCCAAGGAAGGCUGCGAGCAGUUCAUCGCUGAAAUGUCGGUCAGCGUUCAGUUUAACCAAGUGGAAGAGAAACUGCUGCAGAAACUGAGUUAGUAUUCCCCCCCCCAGGGCACAUUUGUAAAUAGUUGAGAGAGAAAAAGGACUCCAAGAGGACAAAGAGGGAAUUUUAUUUUUUGGUCAGAAGAUGCCCAGCCAGAGAGCCCACAUGUCAAAAGGUGCACAACUCGACAGGAACCUGUAGGAUUCAAGCCACCUGCAGCUACCGUUUCAGUCUCUUGAGGAUUAUCUAAUGCUUUCUACCCAGGUUGUUUUAAUUCCCAAUGAUAAGUGCUAAGGAUUGUUCAUGCCUGGGUCAAGGCAGGGGGUGGUCUCACCCCUGUUGAAGGACCAUCGCAGCCUGGGAAUGUGUACAGUUUUUUUUUUUUUAAAAAAUGUUGUGGCAGAUCUCAGAAGCAAUGUUGAUUUUGGUGUCAGUAAUGUGGGCCAUAUCCUGCAUUUUUUGCCUUUUGAACACUUUUUGUUACAUCCUACAUUAUGCAGAACUAUUUUUGUACAAAUUUGUUUAAAAAAUUAUUUAUGCAAAGUUUUUGACUGCAUUGAUGAAAGUGUUUCUCUUUGGUUUCAAACUGCCAAGUUUUACGGUGGGAGAGAAUUUAGUCUGAACUUCAUAGAUAAAUGGCCUGUUGUCUGUUGCUGGCCUAGUUUAUGAAGCAGGCAAUCUUUAAAUGCAAAAGGCAUGUUUUAUUGGAAUUUUUAUAUCCUGCUUUGUACAAGCUGGGAACACCCCCACCCCACCCCGAAAAAGCAUGUUGUUGGGGAAAGGCAGUGUAAAUGCCCAGUCUAAGGAAAGAAUGCAUUGCCAAGUUGUAUUUGUAUGAAAUUCACCUUUCAGUUUUGGGACUUCCAACUAGAGCUUUUGCACAGGGGAAGGUUUUUGAGGUCAGCGUGGGGGUACUUAGAGGGUAUGUUAUGUGCAUAUAUACCACAAGCAAGCAGUUUUGGUUUGAAAAUACAACAUCAAUUCUCUCCCCUCCCCCCCCAUUUAAGAUGGGUAAUCCUUGGUUGUAAAAAUUCAGCCUCCAUAAGUGCCAUUGUUGUUAAGUGGUGUUCCCCCCCCCCCCGCCGCCCAAUAGACCAGCCUUCCUGACAGUUUUACCUCUGUUAAAUUUGUAUAAAUGAUUGUACAAAAAAAAAAUUCAAGAGCA
Messenger RNA from Heteronotia binoei (common prickly gecko), 4946 nucleotides. It is a transcript of the gene KDM2B, whose product is annotated as lysine demethylase 2B. Gene Ontology annotation, molecular function: transcription coregulator activity; zinc ion binding; protein binding. The record is from RefSeq and is a predicted model, not a curated record. The coding region runs from base 55 to 3834 and encodes 1259 amino acids. Gene Ontology annotation, biological process: regulation of transcription by RNA polymerase II; protein demethylation. The transcript has 22 exons. NCBI's taxonomy places the organism in Eukaryota, Metazoa, Chordata, Lepidosauria, Squamata, Gekkonidae.